GCCACGCUGUCCUCUGCUCUGUCCCUACUCUGUCCUUUCCACUCCUAUAGGCUCUGACUCAUCCAACUUGGGCAUAGCCACGCACGCAACUCUCUGGCUGACUCAUUCGUUUGAUUGGGUCGUCGGCUGCCUGCCAUGAAGUGGGCGCCUCUGCACCAAUAAGAGACUGCUGGAACGAACCAUUGCUUUGACAAGCAAACACGCCGUUUGGCAUCUGACGCUUUGAUCUCGCUCUCUUCAUCUCCACAGCGCGCCGUUUUCCUUAAGAGAGAAACAGCCGCUAACGUCUGUUCACGUCACUUUGCAUACAUCACUGCACAUCCAACUCUUACACGGCGUGAACAAGAGAAGAAACAGGCACAGAUUCAACUCCAGAUACUCACAACAUGGCGUUCCAGCAGUCGUCUCCGCUCAUCAAGUUCGAGGCGUCUCCCGCCGAGUCCUUCCUGUCAGCGCCCGGCGACAACUUCUCCUCGCUCUUCGCCGUCUCAACACCGUCCUCAGCCACCACCAUGGAUCCCAUGGAGAUGAUGACGCCACAGUCAUACGCCGAUGAGAAGCUCGAGCGCCUGUCGGUGAUUCCCGAGCAGGACGACAUGGACGACGACAGAGACGACGACGCAGACGCAGCCCCCACAGAUUCCUCAUCAGAUAAGAAGCCUGCCAAGAAGAGGAAAUCAUGGGGCCAGGUGCUCCCCGAGCCCAAGACCAACCUCCCUCCCAGAAAACGAGCCAAGACUGAAGAUGAAAAGGAACAGCGUCGCGUAGAGCGUGUUCUCCGGAACCGUCGCGCCGCUCAGUCAUCGCGCGAGAGGAAGAGGCUCGAGGUCGAGGCCCUCGAGAAGCGCAACCAGGAGCUGGAGACGCUUCUGAUCAACGCCCAAAAGACCAACCUGAUGCUCGUCGAGGAGCUCAACCGCUUCCGACGAAGCUCAGGUGUCGUCACCCGUUCCUCCUCCCCCCUAGACUCUCUCCAAGACAGCAUCACAUUGUCACAACAGCUCUUUGGCCCCCAAGACGGCCAAAAGAUGGACUCUACCAAGCAGUCCUUGAUGGACCAGAUGAUGAGGUCCGCGACAAACCCCACCGUGAACCCCGCCUCUCUCUCCCCCGAACUCAACCCCAUCCCCGACUCGGCCAACCAAGACUUGUCUGAAGACUUUGCCUCGGAAGAGACAAAGGAGGAAGAGAUGACGGAACAAAUCGAGCAGACCAGCCAACAGCUGACUGUCGGCCUCUCCACUGAUUCGACACAACAUGUUGUGCGACCUGCCGUGUCAAUCGGUGGAGACGCCUCAGUCCUCGGCGGCCUCUCAGACUCCGACGCCCACUGCCUUGGCCUGGGCUCUGUACCUCAGGAUGAUGGUCCUUUCAGCCUCGGCUCUUCUUUCAGCAUGUCAGCGGCCCUUGAUGCAGAUCGCUAUGUCCUCGAAAGCGGGCUUCUCGCUUCUCCCAACCCCUCAACUCUUGACGACGAUUAUCUGGCUGGUGACUCUGCCGCCUGCUUCCAGGAUCAACCUCCCUACGACUUCUUCGACAUCAACGACUUCCUCAACGACGACGCAAACAACGUCGCCUCCGACAUUGUGGCAGCGAGCAACUAUGCCGCUGCGGACCACGAGCUCGACCUCGAGAUCCACGACCCUGAGACUCAAAUCUCUUCGGACUAUCCUAUCCAGCAGCCCCAGUCUGGCGCGUCCUCUUUUGGAUGCGACGAUGGCGGCAUUGCGGUUGGUGUCUGAGGGACGCGACGAUCGGGACGGGAGCUCAGACAACGAGUCUUGUGCGACGCGCGGCGACCCUUGCGAGCUGACUCAAUCUCCACGCAGCGUUAACUUGCCGUCUAGGGAAGCUCUCCUCACACUCCUGUGGGCCCUGAGGGUCGAGGAGAGGAAGAUUCAGCAAAAGCAGGCCGCGCUUCUCGUCUCCGAGAGAAGCGCCUCAGCAGACCAACAACAACAACCAUCAGUAUCAGAUUCCAUUGUCCUUAAAGUAGCGGGUGUUAAGCGAACCAAGCCUUCUCGACUUGACUAUGGCGGUGGCUCCAAGCGGUCACGGCUGUCGAGGUAAUUCAUUUUAUGUCUUUUCAAUUUCUUUUUCUGUGUAUUUAAAAUAUCAAUUUUUAUGUUUCAUUGUCUUCACCUAUGGGAAAAAAAGAAAUCCCUGGCUUUAGGGUGGCAUGGGAUGGUGGCAUAUCUUCCAAUGGUGGUUUAAGGAUAUGUGUGGAAACGGCGCAACGCGGGAACAACCUUCUCUCUAUGGAAGAGGGAUAGAAACAGAAUAGCCAUCAUGACCUGGCUUCACUUGACGAUGGGCUGUACACUAUUUAUAAUUGAACAAGCGAUGCAGAUUUCUCUAC
Messenger RNA from Trichoderma atroviride IMI 206040, 2359 nucleotides. The record is from RefSeq and is a predicted model, not a curated record. NCBI's taxonomy places the organism in Eukaryota, Fungi, Ascomycota, Sordariomycetes, Hypocreales, Hypocreaceae.